ACCUAGCUGACAAGACCCCUAUCUCUGACAAAGAACAAUACUCUACGGGUUAAAAGUCACAGGUAAGAAAACUUAAAUUUUAAUGUUAAAUAUAGUGAGUCAAGACAUUUGAUAUAGUUUUCUUAAAUGCAUAUAGUGAAUUAAAUAGUAAUAUAAUUUAAAAUUUGUAUGAGGAAAGAUGAGAACCUAAUUGCAGAGAUAUAAGUAUGUAGACAGACAGACAACUAGAAAAUCAAAGAGAGGUAUGUGGACAAACAAAAAUAUGUCCUCUUCAGACUCAAAUAGUUUGACAUAAAUAAAAAUAAAAAGUAAGAAAAAUCUAAAUAAAUAAAAAAAUUCAUACCUACAGCAUUGUCUUGCAAAAAGGAUAUGUGGCUUUCCUUCCUGCCACAAAUAUGAGUAAUAAAUUCAUUACAGCAGACACUCAUGCACACACACAUUACAGUCACCAAGACUAUAAAUUUCCAAGGUCUGGCUUGCUGGAUGAGAACUUAAAUUUUUAUGGGAUGUGUGAAAAAAUUUAAAGGAGAGGAAAGGAAUUAGUUGACCUGACAACAUUGAGUCACCAAUUUUGACCUCUUCCUUCUUAGCCUUGCCCAUCUCUUUCCUGACACACCUACACACUGCCACCUUACCUCUAUGUCACCUAAUUACGAAGAUGAGAAGACAUCUUUUUUUUUAUGUAGGAGGGACACUGGUCAAGAGCAACAAAAAUCCAAUGAAAAAAAAAGCCCACUGAGAUGCCAGUCCCAGAAAAGGGUCCAAAGCAGUAGUCAAAAAUUGAAGGAUAAGUGUCUUGAAACCUCCCUCUUAAAGGAAUUCAAGUCAUAGGAAAGUGAAAAUACAGAAGCAGGCAGAGAGUUCCAGAGUUUACCAGAGAAGAUGAAUGAUUGAGCAUACUUAACUCUUGCAUUAGAGAGGUGGACAGAAUAGAGGAGAGAGAAAGAAGAAAGUCUUGUGCAGUGAGGCCAUGGGAGAAUGGGAGGCAUGCAGUUAGCAAGAUCAGAAGAGCAGUUAGCAUGAAAAUAGCAGUAGAAGACAGCUAGAGAUGCAACAUUGCAGCAAUGAGAGAGAGGCUGAAAAAAGUCAGAGGAGAGGAGUUGAUGAGAUGAGAAGCUUUUGAUUCCACCUUGUCUAGAAGAGUGGUAUGAGUGGAACCCCCCCAGACAUGUGAAGCAUACUCCAUACAUGGAUGGAUAAGGCCCUUGUACAGAGUUAGCAUCUGGGGGGACGAGAAAAACUGGCAGAGAUGUCUCAAAAUGCCUAACUUCAUAGAAGCUGUUUUAGCUAGAGAUGAGAUGUGAAAUUUUCAGUUUAGAUUAUAAGUAAAGGACAGAUCAAGGAUGUUCAAUGUUGAAGAGAGGGACAGUUGAGUGUUAUUGAAGAAGAGGGGAUAGUUGUCUAGAAGGUUGUGUCGAGUUAAUAGAUGGAGGAUUUGAGUUUUUGGGGCAUUGAACAAUACCAAGUUUGCUCUGCCCCAAUCAGAAAUUUUAGAGAGAUCAGAAGUCAGACGUUCUGUGGCUUCCCUGCGUGAAAUGUUUACUUCCUGAAGGGUUGGGCAUCUAUGAAAAGGUCCAUAAGCAUUCUGAAAAUAAUAGAAAUAAAAAAAAAUAAGAAAUACACAUGCAUACUUUACCAAUGCAUAAAAAAUAUAUAUAAAAUAAGAGAAAAAAAAUUUUUAUUUAGUGUUCUUACCUUGGAAACAGACGUUUGUGGCUAACGGAGGUGGAUGGCGGAGGAGGACGGAGGGAGAAAGGGAUGCAGGCACCAUUCACACGUAAACAUUAAACAAACUAAAACUGCACUUUCUUUAAACAAAACCAAAACUGCACUUUCUUUACUUUAAACCAAACUAAAACCGCACUUUAAACCAAACUAAAACCGCACUUUCCUUAGACAAAACUAAAACGGCACUUUCUUAAUUGUAAAAAAAGAAAAAAAGAAAAAAAAUGCAUUCUUAACUUUAGACCUUGCUUAACACAACACUACAUUUUUCAGUUAUCCUCACUUUUUUUUUUUUUUUGGCUGCACUUUCAGCACUUUUACUUGCAGGCCUUUUUGAAAAAAGAAUCUAUCCAAAGAGUCUUGUUUUUGCCUGCCUUUCAAAAUGUUAUGGAAAUGAGUCAAACAAGUGUCCUUAAAAAGUGAUGAAGCACGACCAUUUGAAACUUUUUUUUUGGGCGUUUCUUUUCAAUGAAACUUGAAAGCUUCUCCCACAUUACCAGCAUGUCUUUAAUUUCGCUUGUAGAAAUCAUUUCCUCUGGCUCUAUCUCCUCCUCAUUAUUAAUCUCCUGCAGAACCUCCAUAUGUUGCAUCGUCUGUAGCUCCUUCAACUUGUCUGUUGAGAGUUUCUCUUCAUGUUCCUCAACGAGUUUAUGAAUGUCACCCUCAUCUACCUCCAGAUCCAUCAACUUUCAACAAUCUCCUCCAGCACUUCUGACUCAGGCUCAAUGUUGGGUUCAAAUCCUAUGAAGUCCCUCUCUGCAACAACAUCAGGCCAUAACUUUUUCCAUGCAGAGCAGAAGGUUCUUCUUGUAAUCCUUUGCCAUGCCAAGUCAAUAAUGUGUAAGCAUAUUAUGAAGUUAUAGUGCUCUUUCCAGAACUCCCGAAGGGUUAGAUUAGUGUUCUUGGUUACCUCAAAGCAGUGGUGGAACAAAUGCUUUGUGUAGAGCUUCUUGAAGUUGGAGAUGACCUGCUGAUCCAUAGGUUGUAAGAUUGUAGUAGUGGGAGGUGGGAGGUAGAGGACCUUCAUGAAUUUGAAUGCGUCAAGGAUGUCAUUUUCAAGGCCAGGUGGGUGUACUGGAGCAUUAUCCAGAAUGAGUAAUACUUUCAUCGGGAGUUUUUUCCCUUGAAGAUACUUCUUCACUGCAGGAUCAAAGAUGAGAUUUACCCAUUCAGUAAAAAACUGCCGAGUAACCCAUGCCUUACCAUUGGCAUGCAACAUAACCUGCAGUUUCUCUUUAAGAAUCUUAUUCAUCUUAAAGGCUCGAGGAUUUUCUGAGUGAUAUACUAGCAGUGGUUUGACUUUACAAUCACCACUAGCAUUUGUACACAAUGCAAGAGUCAGACGGUCCUUCAUAGGUUUAUGGUCUGGCAGCUUCUCUGCACUGAUGAAAGUCCUCUGUGGCAUUUUCUUCCAAAAUAGCCUUGUUUCAUCACAGUUGAAAACUUGGGGGAGGUGUAGCCUUCCUUCGCAAUAAGUGAAGCAAAACGUGUGACGUAAUCCUCUGCUGCCUUAACAUCAGCACUUGCAGCUUCACCAUGCCUCACCACCAAAUGGAUGCCAGUUCUCUCCUUAAGAUUUUUUAAUCAGCCAUGAUUUGCUUUAAAUGAACUUUCUGCUGCCUCUGCUAAAGUAGGUGGUGCUUGUUUCUUCAAGCCGCCAUAAAUAAUAUGCGCCUUUUCGCAUAUUACAGCCUCUGACACUGUAUCUCCUGCCAACUCUUUCUCUCACCCACACCAGCAGAAGCUUCUCCAUCUCUCCAUGGAUGUUUGUUCUUAAUUGGGACAGAAUUGUAGUUCCUUUCACUGGUGUUGCACUUCUGAUUACAUCCUUUUGUUUAAGGAUAGUACAAAUUUAGAUGUACUGCAGUCAUAUUGCCUUGCCAGUUCAAGCAUUUGGACAUCACACUCAUGUUUUUCUAUUAUUUCUUGCUUCACUUCUAUUGACAUCAUUCUUUUCUUCUUCUCACCACUGUCCUUUGCACUCACUUUCUUUGGCCCCAUGCUGACACACACAAAAAGGUAAGUAAACAGUGUGAAAAUGAUGAAAGAAUGAGCACAGAGACAAGAUCCAACUCGCUGCACGGGAAACACAUGGAUACUGGAUCAGCUGAUGCUGGACCGAUGUGCCGACUAGCGGCAGCACCCUGAAGCACGACUCAUAUCUCAAAAUUUUGCUCGCAACUCAAACAAAAUAAAUGGACCAAAUUGUAGCUUGUAUCUUAAAGAACUUGUAUGUCAGGCUGCUUGUAUCUCAAGGUUGUUGUGUAUGUGUGUGUGUGCGUGUGUGUAUUUACCUAGUUGUAUUUAUCUAGUUGUGUUUUACAGGAAAAGAGCUAUGCUCAUGCUGUCCUGUCUCCAUAUCUAUAAGCUUCCAGCUUAACUUUAAAUUCAUGAAUAUUUGUUGCUUGUACCACUGUUUCAUCUAAGUUGUUCCAUAUUUCUAUGCUUCUAUUUGGGAAACCAUAUUUCUUGAUAUCUCUUCUACUUGGUGUUUUCUUCAGUUUCACUCCAUGUCUUCUUGUAUCUCUUGAGUCCCACACAUAUAAGUCUUCUUUGUCAACUUGAUCCUUACCCUUUAAAGCUCUGUAUAUAGCAAUCAGGUCUCCUUCUCUUCUCUCUUGUAAUGAUGGAAGCUUCAAUCUCCUUAAUCUUUCUUCAUAGGUUAAAUUUCUCAAACUUGGUACCAAUUUGGUUGCAGCUCUUUGGAUCCUUUCUAUUUUCCUUAUUUCCUUUUUAUCAUGGGGUGACCAAACAAUUGUGGCAUAUUCUGGUUUUGGUCGAAUCACAUAUUCCAUCAACUUAUUCAUCAUCUCUUCAUCCAUGUAAGCAAAUGACCCUUUCAUCUUUCUUAGUAACUCAUAGGUUUCCCCAACUAUUUUGUUUACAUGUUUUUCUGGUGAUAAAUUAUCCCUGAUUGUAAUUCCCAAGUCUUUUUCUUCUUUGGUUUUCUUAAUAUCCACUUCUCCCAUGGUGUAAGAACUUGUCAAUCUUCUUUUGCUUUUUCCUAAGUCCUUGCAUUUCUUUGCAUUGAAUUCCAUUUCCCAUUUCUUAUUCCAUUUAUAUAUCAUAUUUAUAUCUUUCUGUAAUAUUUCACAAUCCAUAUUGUUUUCCACUCUUUUCAAUAAUUUUGCAUCGUCUGCAAACAUUAUGGGGGCUAAGACUGUCCCCUGUGGUACUCCACUUGCAACUCUACACCAUUCUGAUUUUUCUCCCUUUAUUACUGUUCUCAUUUCUCUAUCCCUCAAGAAGUCUGUAAUCCAAUUCAGUGUGUUUCCUUGCAAACCCCUUAUAUUUUGAAUUUUCCAUAACAGUCUCUGGUGUGGUACCUGGUCAAAUGCUUUUUUUUAGGUCUAAAUAAACACAGUCUGCCCAAUCCUCUCUCUUGAAUUAUAUCAAUUGUUCUACUAUAAAAGCUCACUAAAUUCAUGACACGAGAUCUUCCACUUCUGAAACCAAAUUGCCUGUCAGUCAAUGUAUGUGUUUCUUCUAAAUCUUCCAUCCAUCUGUUUUUAACUAUUCCUUCCACUAUUUUUGCCACCACACUUGUUAGGGACACUGGUCUGUAAUUCAAUGGAUCUUCUUUAUUACCUCCUUUAAAAAUGGGCACAAUAUUGGCUCUCUUCCAGUCUAAAAGAAUUUUUCUUUCCUUAAAAGAACAUACUAUGGUAUUGUGUAUACCUUCUGUCAGUUGUUCACGACAUUCCUUAAGUAUCCAGUUGGACACUCCAUCUGGUUCUUGAGCCUUACUUACAUCCUAAUAUUUCAUAAUCCUAAUUUCACUUAUGUCCACCUGUAUCUUUCUUAUCACAUUGUUUCUGUGCCAUGCUCUUUCUCCUUCAAAUAUGCUUUCUUUGGUAAAUGAUGACUGGAAGCACUUGUUCAUUAAUUCCGCUUGUAACCGUGUAUCUUCAUAUGUAAUGUCAUCUUUCGUUAAUUUAUCUAUUGUUUGUCUGUUUUUCAUCUUCCCAUUCACAUAUCUGAAGAAUAACUUUGGCUCACCUUUGCAUUUGCUAACUAUAUCUUUCUCAUAAUUCCUUUCUUCACCUCUCAGGAUUCUGAUAUAUUUGUUUCUUGCCUUCUUGAAAUCUUCCCAUUUCUCACUUACUCCUUUUUUUUUCUCCAUCUAUUCCAUGCUGCCUCUUUUUCUUUUCUUGCUGUUAUACUUCUCAUAUUAAACCAGUCUUUUUUCUUUUUCACUUCCUUUGUUUUGAUCUUCAGUACAUAUCUAUUGACCCCUUCAUUAUAAAUUUCCAUGAAUAUGUCCCACUUUUCCUGCGUACUGCUUGCCGUGAACAGUUGUUUCCAUUUAGUCUCUGCAAAAUAUUCCCCCAACCUGAUCAGAUCUGCUUUCCUGUAAUUAUAUCUACCAUUCUUGUAAAUUUCAUUCUUAUUUUCUAUUGGACCACUGCCUAUACUGAAUUCAAUUAACACUUUUACCUAGUGGGCACGGAUAAUUUAUUCCUUCAAUGAUGUCCAUUUCCUUUGUAAACACCAAGUCUUGAUGCCACUUCAUUACCCCCAAAUCUUGUAUUUUCUCCAAUCCACUGGUUCAUAGUAUUUGUCAUUAUUAAAUUUAGAAGCAUAUAUCCCCAUGACUCUUCUCCCCCGUACAUGGUCCACUCUUCCCACCAUACCUCCUUGCAAUUAAAGUCACCCAUAAGUGUUAUAUUAUUACCCUCUGCCAGUAUUCUCUCCAAACAGUUACUAGUAUCUCUUAACAAUAAUUUAUAAUCCUCUUGUGUCUUUGGGGGUACAUAAGGCACUGCAAAAUAUCUUCUUCCUUCUCCUUUCCUUUUUGUUUGAAUUCUAAUUACUUCCGCCAUUCCUUCUCCUAUUUCAACCUCUUCCACUGUUAUACUCUUCUUUGUAAGUAACAUGACUCCUCCCCCUUUCUUAUUAUUUCUAUGUUUUAUCCGCACAUUAUAAUUACUAUUACCAAUUCUUAUAUUUUCUGUUGUCUCAUUUAGUUUAACUUCAGUAAUACCCAUGAUGUCGGGCUGCUUUAUCUUAAUAUAAUUAUUCAAUUCUCGCAAUGUUGAUAUUAAAUGUUGAUAUUUGUAUAUGCCACUGUCCACUUUUUAUUUUUCCAUACAUUAUUUACAUUUUCUAUUCUUUUUUUCUCAGAUACCACCUCCUGAGCCUCUUGUCUUUUACCUUCCAAUAGAACUUUUUUUUCUCUUCCUCUGUUCUGUUCUCGUUUUUCGCCUUUGCUUCUUUUAUUAGAUCACUUACCUUGAGUCUCUCCUCAUUCAUGUCCCUCUUUAUCCAAACUUUCCUGUAUUGCUCUGUCUUGUCCACUUUCCACGCAUUCGAUAUCACUUCCAUGGCUGUUGUUUGUGCCCUAAAUUUUACUUUCAGUGGUCGCUCUCCUCCUUCUAUAUACUUCCCCAGUCUAUGUAUUUCUUCAAUUUCACUUAUCUAGUCCUCCCCUUCUCUCUGUAUAUUUCUUACAAUGUCCUCUGCUAUCUUUUUUUUGUUCUCUUUCCCUCGUGUGUGUGUGUGUGUGUUGUAAAUUAAUAGUAAAGCUGUUAGCAAUUUUUGAAAAUUUAUUGGCUUUCUUUCACCUCUUUCAUAUUUACCUGUUUAGAUAGAUUAGGGGUAAAUAUUAAGAAGGCACAUGCAACUCUAUUUCCUAUUGUUUCUGGCUCCAGCCCCCUACAAUCUUCGGAACCUGGUGGGAAAAAGGGGUUUUCAGGUGAGGAAAGCUAAAAUAUGGCCAAAUACUGCCUCAUACCACCAGAUAUAAGUAGAGAGCUACUGCUGCUGCUGUGAUGGCUACCAUGUUCUUGAUCUUGCUGUUGCUGCUGGCAUCCUAACUUAACUAAACCUAACUAAUCCUGACCUAACUAAACCAGUAAAUGUGAAAUAUCAAAUACAGAUUUCUGUAAUAACAACAGCAAGAUCAAGAACACAGCAGUCAUCACGACAGUAGCAGCAGCAGCUCUCUGCUUAUUUUUGGUGGUAAGAGGUGGUAUUUGGCCUUAUUUUAGCUUUCCUCACUCGAAAACCCCACUUUCCCACCAGGCAUCAAAGUUGUAGGGGGUAGGAGCCAAAAAUACCUCCUUAAUGUUUACCAAGUUAGGUUUAGUUAGGUUAGGAUGUUAGCAGCAAGAGCCAGAUCAAGAACAUGGUGGCCAUCACAAGAGCAGCAGCAGCAGUAGUAGGAUGGGAGGGAAGCCUGCCUCAGAAAAACAUGAGAUGGUGGCAGCCACCCUGGGGGAUGAAGAGGAGUGUGCUGUGGCUGUCUUUGGAAAUGGCAGGGAGGACCGAGAACCAUCCCUUCCCUCCCUGCCCCCAGAUGGAUGGGGCUGGUGUGGAGGCGAGGCAGCCUGUUGCUUCUUUGCCCCCUGAGGCACCUCAGGCCUCUGGGGGCAAGGGUGUGAUGGUGGGUCCUGUGGUCCUGGCCCCUGAGAGCCAAGAUAUUUCUACCACUUCUGAUGAGGUGGUGGUGGUAGAACUGUCCAGUCCUCCAAGGAAGGCCACUCCUUCUGUGAUUGAGAGGGUUCAUAGAGUACAGAAAAAUAAGAGACUGCCCAUCCUGGUCGUAGGGGAUAAUAUGGUUAAAAACACCAGGAGACGUGUGACCAUGAGGAGGGAGAAAAGCGUCCUCAAAAGCCUGAGUGGGAAAGACUGUCCAGGACUGUCCAGGAGGCUAAGGCAAGUGUGAAGGAAAUAUAUGAAGGAAUGGUGAUGCUGCAGGGAAGGGGGAACAGCCUUAGGGACGUUGGUCCUGUCCAGACAACUGAAAAGGUGCUAAGGAGUGUGGAAGAGCUAAAAAGGGAGAAAAAAGGAUAUGGGUAGUUGUAGUUGGGGUAUUGAGACAACCAAGAGAAAGCCAAGGAUAUGAGGAAAUGAGGCAGGAGGCAAAUAAGAGGAUACAGGAAGGCAUUAUAAGUAUGAAGAUUAAAGCUUGCAGGGACAGAGAGGACUAUGGUGUAAGCUUCCCGGAUCUGGACGACACACUGCCUCAUCAGGCGUUCAGAAGGGAUGGCGCACAUCUUAAUUGGGAGGGAGAGAGAGGGUUAUGUGUGACAAGUUUCUGGAAUGGAUCAGGGCAACAGAGAGGUUACACAUUACCUAGUGACAGACAGCAGGCAGGACACAGUGACAUCAGAAUGAUGUCACUGUACAAGUGGCUUUGCCUUGCUCUUUGAGUUUUCUCUGAGUUUUGUGGUUUAUUUUCUCUUGCCUGUGUGCUAAAAUACCCUGAAGAUGGUGAUGAGUGUGUGUGGUUCAUGUGAGGAGAGUGUGGCGAACAGGCAAAGGGCUGUGGCAUGAGAGAGGUGCAUGGCCUGGUUCCAUGUAGCCUGUGUGGGCAAGAGGGAAGCCAACAUGAAGACGCUGGGGUCUGAGCUUCUGGUGUUCCUAUGCAGGGAAUGCCUGAGCAAGAGCCUCAAUGAGUGGAGGAGCCAGGAUGAGGAAAAAGAAGAGAGAGUGGAGCAGAGCACCCAGACAGAAAACCUAAUGAAAGAGGCAGAAGCACAGACAAUGAGGACUGAAGAGAGAAAAGACCAGCAAGAAGUGGUGGAAGUGGCUAGAACAGACAGACGCCCAAGGAAGAAGAGAAUGGUAAUCAAGAAAGCCCCAGUACAUGUCAUUGGAGACAGCAUGGUAAGGAAGACUCCCGACUUCGUGAGAAGGGAAAUUGAGUGCACCAGCAUGGGAGGUGCUAAGGUCCAAGACAUCAAGAGGAAAGUCAAGGAAGAAGUGCAAGAAAUGGAAGAGAGAAGCCUGCUAGUGAUUCAAGGAGGAGGCAACAACUUAGUAGAGGCAGGUGCUGAAGAAACAGUAAAGGAAGUGAUAGAAGCAGAGAAGGCAGCAGAAGAAAAGAUGUGUGUGGCUGUGGUGGGGGUCCUGCGGCGCCCAUGGGAAGGAGUGCAGUACGAGAAGGUAAGAAGUGAAAUGAACCACAAGAUAUGCAUGUAACUCAUGAAGGUCAAGAUGGAAUGGAUGGCAGAGAAGAAGGGCAACGUGAGCUUCUUAGACAUGGAUGGGAUCCUCAACCAGGACAAAUUCUACAGGAGAGCGGGAAUGAGAAGCUAGGACAUCGACUGGCCGAGUGGAUGAGGGCGAGGCAUGACGAGGAGGACCCACUGAUGUCAGCAAACAUGGAAGAGAAGAGACUAACCAGGAGUUGCCGAUCCAAAGGCCUGGCUUAGGAGUGAUCCUGAGCCACCUGUACCAUCUCUCACCGCUGCAAUGUUGCAUAUCUAGCUGUCUUCUACCGCUAUUUUCAUGCUAACUGCUCUUCUGAUCUUGCUAACUGCAUGCCUCCCCUCCUCCCGCGGCCUCGCUGCACAAGACUUUCUUCUUUCUCUCAUCCCUAUUCUGUCCACCUCUCUAAUGCAAGAGUUAACCAGUAUUCUCAAUCAUUCAUCCCUUUCUCUGGUUAACUCUGGAACUCCCUGCCUGCUUCUGUAUUUCCACCUUCCUAUGACUUGAAUUCCUUCAAGAGGGAGGUUUCAAGACACUUAUUCAUCAAUUUUUGACCACUGCUUUGACCCUUUUAUGGGACUGGCAUUUCAGUGGGCAUAUUUUUUUUAUUGGAUUUUUGUUGCCCUUGGCCAGUGUCCUUCCUACAUAAAAAAAAAAAAAAAAUCAAGAUUUUGAUGGGGAGGCAAAAUUUUUACUUAAUUUUAGCCUUAUUUUAGCUCUAGGGGUAAAUUUCCACCUAACUAAGAGCGAAAGAAAACCAAUAAAUGUAAAAAAAUC
Molecule: messenger RNA, 10437 nt
Organism: Scylla paramamosain (green mud crab)
Lineage: Eukaryota; Metazoa; Arthropoda; Malacostraca; Decapoda; Portunidae
Exons: 2
Coding region: 9013-9651 (212 amino acids)
Source: RefSeq, a predicted model, not a curated record